AUGUUCGUUGUAGACAAUGUUCACCAUUCCGGAUCCGUCAAUUCUAGAGGUGUUAGGUCCAAAUGUGUUGCUCCUCCUCCUUUACUUGACAAUGUGAAGGUGGAAUCGAGUUCUAGUGAUGAGGAGUUGGCAUUCGAUGAAGACAACCGGGUAGAUUCAAAUCUGGAUGAAAAUUUGAUUUCCCACCGAACACAUUCAAAUUUUCAACUUCCCGUCCAUAAGGUUUCCAAGGACAACAAUCCCUCUCGUUCAUGCCCGGCCCCUCCCCCACGGGAUGGAGGCUCCAUUCCAACUAGAAACCCGAGCCUAAGGUCGGACAUUCCCGGCCCUCUACUGCCGGACUCAGUCGCCAUCUCUCCCACCGACCGGAGAGCCUCCCAACAACAUGAUGAACUAG
This is a messenger RNA of Dovyalis caffra, 397 nucleotides long. NCBI's taxonomy places the organism in Eukaryota, Viridiplantae, Streptophyta, Magnoliopsida, Malpighiales, Salicaceae. The record is from the annotation of a GenBank genome assembly.